Messenger RNA from Ceraceosorus bombacis, 2257 nucleotides. The record is from the annotation of a GenBank genome assembly. Lineage: Eukaryota; Fungi; Basidiomycota; Exobasidiomycetes; Ceraceosorales; Ceraceosoraceae.
AUGAGCGCAUCCAGCGCUUCCUCGACCUCGGCGUUUGGCUCGACGUCCGGCUCAAGCGCCAGCGAGUCAAUUCGCUCCUCCAGCAGCACCAGCAGUGAAGGUCGAAAGAGAAGCUCCUCCAAGUCUUACUCGCAAGAGGCUAGCAGUGCAGCAGCAAAUCCAUUCGCUACGAGCAGCAUCUCGCUCGGUGGACCUAUGGCAGAUGUGACAGAAUCGGACUCCUCAUCUGCCAGCUCCAGCUCUGGACCUCGGGCGCCCGCGGCGACAAGGAGGUGGAGAGACAGAUGGAUGGGCGUGCAUGAGAAGGAUGCCCAAAGCCCAUCGGAACAGUGGGGAGCGCUGGGUGGAAGCUUCUCGCACAGCCCGACCACGCAAAUAGAAAGCAGAGCGCAAGCAUUCGUGCUCCAAAGAACAUCUGCUGUACCUCUCACAGCACACUCAGAUGAGUCGGGGACGACGUUCGCCCCUGCGACAGAGAGCGCCGGUAGCUCGAGCAGAGCGCGGUCUAGCCUCACACCUCUGACUCCCGCCGAGGCUGCAGAGCUCGAAAGGUUACACCUUCCGAACAGCUACUCUUCCCACCUACUCUCGACUUCACAUUCCCGAGGAACUCAACCAUCAUCAGAUCUCUCCUCGAGGCGACCAGAGCAUAGCUCGCUGCGAUCAUGGUUCGGCAGGCGAUCAGACAGACAAGAAUCCAUCAUAGACGCUGCCAAGUCAAAUGCUGCGCUUCAAGAAGCCAAAGUUGCGGAUGGGACGCAGGAGCAAGAGGAGGAGAGCGCUGUAAGCUCGGCUUUCUUGAUCAGUUACUUCCUGGCUGGUGGAGCCGCUGGAGCCACGAGCAGGACUGUUGUUAGUCCGCUGGAGAGACUCAAGAUCAUCAUGUGAGUACUCAAGCAGGCCACUGGCGGGACUGUCAGGGGUCCGUUAUGCUAUGGUGUUCGGGCGCGAUUAUCUGAAGCAACUCACCCUGACGCGGUGAACGCACUGGCCUCCUCCGGUUACAACAGGCAAGUUCAGCCCCACCAAGUAGGGGGCUCGGCGAAAGGAGCGGGAAAGGGUGCCUACUCUGGCGUAUGGGUCGGACUCAAGAAGAUGUGGGUAGAGGAAGGCUUCAAAGGCUUUAUGCGAGGGAACGGCAUCAACUGUCUUCGGAUUGCUCCGUAUUCUGCUGUUCAAUUCAGCACUUACGAAGUGCUAAAGAAUGUGAGUUGUAUGUCAGUCUUGGCAGCUGCUAUGCUUUGUUGCAGUGUGUUGAUGCGCUUCUCGACGCUAUGGUCAUUUUGCAGGCAAUGCGGGAUGCUGAGGGCGAAUUAGAUGUGCCAAAACGUUUGACAGCCGGUGCUCUUGCAGGUAUAGCAUCGGUCGUGUCCACCUAUCCUCUGGAUCUCGUGCGCUCUCGGAUCAGCAUUGCUUCCGCUUCGCUGUACAGCGAGGCCAAGCAGGACGCAGCGGCCAGCAAGACUGCUGGUGGUGCACAAUCCGUCGCGUCUACAGCUGCAGAGGGCGUUGCGAAGCAGGAGAAACCUUCAAAGCCUCUCAGCCGGGCAGAAUUACGCAAGCUGAUAGAAGCGAGACAAAAGAGGGUGCCGGGCAUUUGGGGAAUGACUCGCAAAGUCUACGCCGAAGAAGGAGGUAUACGGGCUUUGUACAGAGGUUGCGUGCCCACGAGCGUUGUGAGUGAGCUCAGCCGACCCUUGCAACCUAGCCCAUGCUGAUGAUCUCCGUUUGCAAUGACUUGACCCGCAUCGUGCUCAGGGAGUCGCUCCGUAUGUAGCGAUCAACUUUUUCGCGUUCGAAUCGCUCAAGGCGUGGAAUUUCGGUCGACCGUCGGGUCCGUCGGACGAAGUAUCGACGUUGAGCAAUUUAAUCUGCGGAGCCUUGGCUGGAACCAUCAGCCAGACCCUGACCUAUCCGCUAGACGUGCUUAGGAGGAGAAUGCAGGUGGCAGGAAUGAAAGAUAGCAAGCUAGGCUACUCGGACAAGAACAGCUGGGCCGCGAUUCGCACCAUCCUUGUCAACGAUGGCUUCUUUGGACUCUAUCGAGGUGAGCUUGAAGGCUCCAUGCGGUAGUGAGACCCAGGCUAGGCAUUUAGCAUGUUGGCUCACCAGCGCGAUAACAAUUGCUGCCGCAGGCAUCAUACCUAACCUACUCAAGGUGGCGCCUAGCAUAGCUACGAGCUUUGCGACAUAUCAAUGGGUCAAAGAGCUCGUCCAUCAUCAACUUCACCCAGAUUCUCAUCCUCACCAUCAUUGA